Frankliniella occidentalis (western flower thrips) is the source of this 1687-nucleotide messenger RNA. Its product is annotated as peptidase inhibitor 16-like. The record is from RefSeq and is a predicted model, not a curated record. The transcript is spliced from 9 exons. Gene Ontology annotation, cellular component: extracellular region. Lineage: Eukaryota; Metazoa; Arthropoda; Insecta; Thysanoptera; Thripidae. The coding region runs from base 77 to 1672 and encodes 531 amino acids.
UCUGCGGUGCCAGACAGUAGGCAGGUCGGGAGGCUCUCGCACGCGCUCCGGUCUUGUGUGCAGCCUGUUCGCAGACAUGGGUGCCCGGGGAGUGAGUCUGGUGGUCGCCGCCGCGCUGGUGGCCGCCGCCCUCAGCCCCGUCGUGAGACCCGAGCCGGAGCCCGCGCAGCAGCUCGCCUUCAAGGCGGGCGCCACGAAGAACACCAAGAACCCGUACUGCUCGAUCGCCUGCAGGAGCGGCCUGCCACACACGCUCUGCCAGUACUCGGCCGGGCCGCCCGCGAGCUGCAAGGACGGCCGCACCUGGCCGCUCACCGGCAACGAGCGCGCCGCCGUGCUGCACGCGCACAACCUGCUGAGGAACAAGAUGGCGUCCGGGGGCGUACCGCCCUUCCCCAGCGCCGCCAACAUGAGGCAAAUGGAGUGGGACUCGGAGCUGGAGCAGAUCGCCCAGCGCUGGGCCGACCAGUGCUCCUUCGCGCACGACCAGUGCCGAGACUCAGGCCGCUUCACGGUGGGCCAGAACGUGGCCAUCUACUUCUCGUCCGCCGCCAAGUUCCCGCCCAUCGAGUCGCGGGUGCACUCCUGGUACGACGAGAUCAAGGACUACACCUACCGCGACGGACCCUUCUCGUUCUCCUUCGCCACGGGCCACUUCAGCCAGGUCGUGUGGGGCGACACCAACCUGGUGGGCUGCGGCCGGGCGCGCUACGAAGAGAACGGCCUGCCCACGCAGCUGCUCGUCUGCAACUACGGCCCGGGAGGCAACGUGGAGACCGAGCCGCUGUACCGCGCGGGCGCGCCGUGCUCGGGCUGCGGCUCGGGCUGCUCCGCCACCUACCCGUCGCUGUGCGCGCCCGGCGCCCAGGGCUCCCCGCAGGGCUCCCCGCAGCAGGGCACCCAGGCUGCUGUGGCGCCCCUCGCCCUGCAGUUGUCCACUACCACCCCCGCGCCAGCCCCCGCCCCCACCACCGCCCCCGGCCCCGUCCUCGGGCUGAGGUCGUUCUUCGCCAACCCCACCGAGAACGCCAUCCUGCCGUCCUCGGUCAGCCCGGGCUUCUUCUUCGCCGGCUCCACCGCGAAGCCGUUCUCCACGUCCAAGCCCUUCCCCUCGCUCAAGCCCUUCCCCGCGGCCAAGCCCUUCUCGACGACACCCAGGCCAACGACUACGACACCGAGGCCCGCCCCUACCACGGCUCGUGCCGCCCCGCGCCCGGUGACGGCCGCGAGGGCACUCAGCACCACGAGGAGGCCGGUCGCGACCACCGCGAAGCCCACCACCGUCAAGCCCACCACGGCCAGGCCCACCACGGCCAGGCCCACCACGGCCAGGCCCACCACAGCUCCUCUGUCUGCUCGAGCGUUCGCCUCCACCACGCCGUCGCCGCGCAUCGCCUCCUCCACCGCCGCCCCCGAGGAGGCCGACUGCCCCGUCCCCAAGACCGUGGGCGCAGCUUGCAAGGAGUACCGCGCCGCGCCGCUGUCCGCCACCGAGCGGGAAGCCAUGCUGGACUACCACAACGCCAAGCGCAGCGCCCUCGCCGCCGGGGAGGUGCCCGGCUUCAAACCCGCGUCCGACAUGAAGCAGAUGGUACGUAUCUAUUGGGAGCGCACGAGCGGGGGGGGGGGGACGAGGAAUCAACUAACAAUUUACGCCGCAUUACCCUUCUAGAAUUAACCCUAGACA